Cylicostephanus goldi is the source of this 369-nucleotide messenger RNA. Lineage: Eukaryota; Metazoa; Nematoda; Chromadorea; Rhabditida; Strongylidae. The record is from the annotation of a GenBank genome assembly.
AUGUUUUUACCAAGAUAUAUCAAGCUUGUCACCUUCGGUCAACCUAGAACUGGUGACUAUGAUUACGCGGAUUUUCAUGAUGCAGCAUUCCCAUACUCAUAUCGUGUUGUCAGUCGUCAUGAUCCUGUACCUCACACGCCUCCACAAGAAGGUGAUGACCAACCAUUUCAUCACCUUUAUGAAGUCUGGUAUAAUAACGAUAUGGCUAUUGGCCAACCAUAUACCAUUUGCGAAGAAGCCGACGGAAUCUAUUGUAGCAACACCGUCACCAAUAAAGUCGACAGUGAUCACUGGUUCUACUUCAAUCGGAACAUCAAGGAAUGGGGGCAGAAUGGAUGCCCUGCAUUGAAUUCCAAAACACGGUCAUAG